Cyphellophora europaea CBS 101466 is the source of this 1422-nucleotide messenger RNA. RefSeq lists its product as uncharacterized. The record is from RefSeq and is a predicted model, not a curated record. NCBI's taxonomy places the organism in Eukaryota, Fungi, Ascomycota, Eurotiomycetes, Chaetothyriales, Cyphellophoraceae. The coding region runs from base 1 to 1422 and encodes 473 amino acids. The transcript has a single exon.
AUGGCUCCGCGAUCGCCCACAUACGAGCUACCGUCUGGCGCUCUUGAACAACACCCGCACAACUACUCCCCACUGAACUAUCUCUCACAUCAAAACUCCAAUGACAACAGCGGCAGGGCGGUCCAUUUCUCCGAUCAGCCCACCACCGCACCCGUCACACGGCAUUCUAUCGCGACCUCACACGUUCCACUAUUGCAGUCUGUGCCAUCAGCAAGCCAAAUGCCGCACUCUGCCGCUCGCUCCACACACCCGAUGCCCAACAUUGACCUCAAUGCCGCGAUCGAAUACCACAAGAAUACCGCCGAACAUCUCAGAAAGAUUCAUGACAACGACAGAAGAGCUUGGGAGAUAGAAAGGUCUGCUCUUCUGGCCCGGAUAGCCGAUUUGGAGUUCAGGUUGAAUAGAGCCAGAGAUCCCAAGCGAAGGUCGAGUAACGACCUUUCGCUCACCAGUGCUCAGUCCUUACGUGCCGAUGUUGUCCCGCCUCAGUUCUCCUUCAGCAAUAGCACCGGAGUCAGGAAAGGAUCGGAUUCUGUCUUGCCCUUUCACCCGCCAGUUUGGCAUGGCCCAGAGUCAACACCGCCAGUGACCCGAGUCUUCUCUCACGAUGACGAUGUCAGCCAUCUGCCCAGUAUCUCCGAGGAUGAUUCUCUACCUUUCUUAUCCAAACAAAUUUCUCCAAUCCAUAAAGAAGAGGCUCGUUCUAUACCGAUAGGACAAAUCGACAAAGAACUCGAUGGCAUCACGCUGAAAUCCACUGGCCCCGCGGUCACUUCAUCCUUUGUCAAAAUCCACUCUCCGCCAAUCGUCUCACCUGGCCGUUCUCCUUCUCCUGAACAAUCGACGAAUGGUGGUCUCCGGGUGGAUAUGCAAAGGCUAGUGUCGCCGUUGGACGAGAAGCUAAAGCGGCAUGCCGGCCACACCCCUAUGGCUUUUGACGGAACGCUAUCGACUGAACAGACCACGAAUACCGUUCCUUCACCGAGGCAGGAAGACCCUCCUGAUCCGGCGCCCACGACGCGCCCGUCUAUAAGGCCCUCAGAGAAUUCAGAUUCAUAUUUCUCGUUUGUGGGACAGCCUGGUAAGCUCGAUGUUCAGUCAGAUACCAUCGCCGAGGAAGCUGUUGAAGACGAGCCGCUAUUUGAGCCAGACGAGGAUCCUGCCUUGAAGGGGCCGUUGAUGCUGGAUCCAUCCGCCAAAUCACAGGCUGCAAAUGUCUUUCUGGAACAGGUCGAUGCUAAGCUGAAAGAAGCUGCUGCCUAUGAGGUAUCUGAUGCGGCAAACAGCGAGCCGUCGCCAGCAAAUGUAGAUGGUCAAGACGAAAAGCCGGAACAGAAACAAGACGACUUUCCUCACCUGAAAAUCAAGAAGAGUACCAAUUUUGGCAGUGCGUGGGGCGGCGAUAUGCCUGGUCACAUAUGA